Molecule: messenger RNA, 3101 nt
Organism: Suricata suricatta (meerkat)
Lineage: Eukaryota; Metazoa; Chordata; Mammalia; Carnivora; Herpestidae
Gene: FAM107A
Product: family with sequence similarity 107 member A
Exons: 5
Coding region: 228-662 (144 amino acids)
Biological process (GO): regulation of actin cytoskeleton organization; actin filament bundle assembly; actin filament polymerization
Cellular component (GO): stress fiber; synapse; neuron projection
Source: RefSeq, a predicted model, not a curated record
CUCGUUGGCACAUUGCAGCAGCCUGCGAUCCCCUGGGGUUUAAGAACCGCCCUCCAGAGGCGGCCCUCCGUGCGAGCCUGGGACUUCCCAGUGGAGUGAGGGACCCGGCCACACGGCUCCCGAGUUCCCUUCCCGGAGACGCAACUGAGAAUGGUUGUUUAAAAAGCCUUUCUUCUCCUCUGCCCUUCCACCUCUUGAAAUGUUGAGCCAAGAAGGUCCCAGCCUCAAUGUAUUCUGAGAUCCAGAGGGAGCGGGCGGACAUCGGGGGCCUGAUGGCCCGGCCCGAGUACAGGGACUGGAACCCAGAGCUCAUCAAGCCCAAGAAGCUGCUGAACCCUGUGAAGGCAUCCCGGAGCCACCAGGAGCUGCACCGGGAGCUGCUCAUGAACCACAGAAGGGGCCUGGGCGUGGACAGCAAGCCAGAGCUGCAGCGAGUCCUGGAGCACCGCAGGCGGAACCAGCUCAUCAAGAAGAAGAAGGAAGAGCUGGAAGCCAAGCGGCUGCAGUGCCCCUUUGAGCAGGAGCUGCUGAGACGGCAGCAGAGGCUGAACCAGCUGGAAAAACCACCAGAAAAGGAAGAGGAACAUGCCCCCGAAUUUAUCAAAGUCAGGGAAAACCUGCGGAGAAUCGCCACGCUGACCAGUGAAGAGAGAGCGCUGUAGGGCGGGCUGUGGGAGCUCCAGCCCGUGCGGCGCACCCCUGGCCCCCACACCCUCCUCUAGCCCUUCUGUAUCUGGCAGCCCUGGGCCCCGGGCCUGGGGACUUCUGUGAUGCUCAUGCUUGCUCUUAUAAAAGUGCCCCAGAGGACCUGGGCCCUCCUUCACACCCACCAAAAGUUGGGGGGCCCCUAAGCUCCCAGGCUUUUCCUUCUGAGCACUCACUGCUUCUGCUCCCAAAGGAAGCUGCUUCUGGGGAGAACUUUCCCAAGCCCUGCAGGGACUCCUAAGCUCUAGUGAGAUCUUUCUGGCAGAAUUGCAAAAGGAGAGAUAGGUACCUCUUUGCCCUGACCAGCCCUCCAUUUUGCCCAGGCCUCAUGAGGCACUGCUUCUCUGGGCAGCCCAGCUCCCAGGUCUCAGAAAAUGUCCUUGACUGUGGUGUUACCUGCAGUCAUGUGUGGGGCAGCCAAAUAGAACAUCUCAGAACACCUGCCUUGAAAGCCAGCUGAGGGGACUAUGGUUCAAGUUCAGCUGUCCUUGGUGAUGAAGGGCAGGGCAGCCCCCAAGGCAGCCUUGGGGCUCAUGUCAUGCCAGGUUAGAAGAGGACUAACCAGGUCGGCUUCUUAGAGUUUGCCAGCUCCCCACAAACCCAUGCUUUUGCUGUGUCCUCUCCACAGCCUCUCUGCCUGGGCCUUGUAACCACAUCUAACCAGGGCUGCAGCCUUCCUGCUCCCAGAAGUCUAGAACAGUGCUUCUCAAACUUAUUGUGCCUACAAAUCACUGGGGAUCUUGUUACAAUACGGCUUCUGACUCAGUAGAUCUGGGGUGGGGGCUGGGAUUCUGCGGGGCUCACAGGCUCCCAUGGCUGUUGGUCUGAAUACCACCUUAUGAGCAGCCAGGGGCUGGUAAAUACUGGAAACACCAUCCCUGAAGCCACCCCUGUCCCCCAUUGCCAUGAACCUUUGCCCAGGGGGUUCCUGACCCUGCGUGCGGAGCCCCAACGGCUCUCUAUUGCCCACCCCAUUCCAGGGACCCCAGGCCUGGGAAGACAGUUGCCUAGCAAAUUGUGUCGGUUACAGAACUGUCCUCAUCACUGAGGAUGUAUAUAAUUGCCAAUCUGCAUUUUCUUACCACACUGUUUUGAUGGAAUUCUGGCCCCCCCAAAAAAAAAUUGUUUCUGUUUUACCUUUUCCUGAAGCCCACGGAGAGCAGACAUGCAGUGGUUUCCAGUGGGCUUCUGGGAACACCAGCAGUGAAGGCCCCACCACUACCCUUACACACUGGCUCCUCUGAGUCCCCAUUUCCAGCCUCUGAACCCACUCUCAUCUCCACCACCCGAACCAGCUUCAGUGAACUCACCCAUUCUUCCUCGGAAACCCCUCCCCUCCCAUUCUGAAGGAUUCGGAGGAUAAGCCAGGCCUGCUUUUCCCCUGAAGACUAAAAGCCCUGCCUCUGGCUUUGCAGACCCAUCGUUUAAGGGGCCAGGCCAGUGCUAAAGGCAUUUCCUUUCACCACCACCACCCCCCCAAAAACACUGCCAGAAAAAGCUGCCGCGGGGAUGCUAUUUCAUUCUCUGACCAAAAGUGGGGUGGUCAAGAGGAAAGGGGUCAUCCUGGUCUUACUCCUACCUGAGCAGUUUGAGGAUGACCGAAGACAGGACCCUCUUCCUGGAGGGAGGGGGGGCGGUGCCCCUGCAAAUACAGACGUGCUGCCUGAGUGUGUGUGUGAGCGGGGCUCUGAAAGGCUCUUGAAUGUGUCUUGGUGAGAACGUGGUGAUGCUAAUUUAGAUGCCUGCCAGGUGAGAGCGAUGCUAAAGCAAAAUCCCCGCAUAAACACCACCACCUCCCCGGAGAAGUCUCCCCCAGCAGUCCAUGUGCCCUUCAGACAUAUGGAGAGAAGACAGAGCGUCUAGGAUGGGGUAGGCCCUCCGGGAGAAUGCUAGGAAUUCUCUCAGCGGUCCCCAGAGGUGCUGCACGGAGACGAAGCCCCAGAAGUAGAAGGACCCCGAGCGCCACGUCACCCCGUGGAGCCACGGCAGACACCCACGUAUGCCCCCAGUGCUCAGUCCCAAGCCCUUCCCUCUAGCUGCCUCCCACCGUAGAGACUGUAAAUCCCGAUUCCCACUGUUCCAGCCUCCUUUGCAGCUUGGGGUGACAUGUGACCAGGUGCACCAGUGACAUUUAAAAGGAAGUCGACAGGGGCUUCAGGAAAAGCUUCUGCUUUCCUGAUCAAAGAGGCAGACAUGGGUAACACCUCCCUGCCCUUCCAUUCUUCCUGCCUUGAUUGAGGAUGUGAUGCCUGGAACCACAACAGCCAUCUUGCUACCAUGAGAAAGGCCAAGAGCCUCUCGGAGACACUGACCCUGUCAUCAUUUGACCAAGCCGAUGCUAGCAGCCAUCUGCCUCCAGAAUUCUUGUAAAUAAAAAGAAAACUCGCUUUGCUUAA